Anopheles arabiensis is the source of this 702-nucleotide messenger RNA. Its product is annotated as protein Ycf2-like. The transcript has a single exon. The record is from RefSeq and is a predicted model, not a curated record. NCBI's taxonomy places the organism in Eukaryota, Metazoa, Arthropoda, Insecta, Diptera, Culicidae. The coding region runs from base 51 to 572 and encodes 173 amino acids.
CCAUCUGUAAGUGGAAAGUACAGUACGUGAUACGUGUCUACUACAGCAUCAUGAAGUUAUACGCCUUUGCUCUCGUGCUAUGCGUCGGUCUGGCCGUAGGGGCCGAGGUUGAUAGUGUACCGGAAGUGCCAUCGGACCUGCAGCUGCAACUGGACGAGCUGCAGCUGGCCGAUAAACCAGAAGCUCCUCUGGAUGACGCCGAACAACCUCUUCCCCCAAGUGGCGAUGAACUGCCCGAAGAUGCUCCAGAGCCUGUCCCGGAGGAUGGAUCACCCGACCAGGACCACCCAGAGGAGGAGCAGGAGGAGGAGGCAGAGGCAGAUGAGGAGGAGGCGGAUGAAUCCGAGUCCGAAGAAUCGGAAGAAAGUGACGAACUUGAAGAGGCACGCUUGGUAGCGGAGGAACUGGAAGAACGCCAGCAGGAGCUGGACUACCUGAAACGCUAUCUAGUUGGCCGUCUCCAGGCCGUCGCCAUCCUAGACCGCCGUGUUCGUCCUGCCGUGAUUCGUCGUCCCUGGAUACGCCGUCCGUGGAUCCGUCGCCCAGGAGUGCUGCCUCGGCUGGUGCUCUAAAAUCCCAGCCCUUCAAACCAACACCAUACAGUGAAAAGCAGUAGACCAAACCACACCACCAAACAAACCAUCCUGCAACCAUCAGUGGAUGGAGUCGUGCAAUAAAAUUUCAAUCUAAUUUCCCCAGCAA